Ogataea polymorpha is the source of this 1391-nucleotide messenger RNA. RefSeq lists its product as uncharacterized. NCBI's taxonomy places the organism in Eukaryota, Fungi, Ascomycota, Pichiomycetes, Pichiales, Pichiaceae. Gene Ontology annotation, biological process: mRNA 3'-end processing. The record is from RefSeq and is a predicted model, not a curated record. Gene Ontology annotation, cellular component: RNA polymerase II, holoenzyme. The transcript has a single exon. The coding region runs from base 306 to 1391 and encodes 361 amino acids. Gene Ontology annotation, molecular function: RNA polymerase II complex binding.
AAGUAGACGAAGACACCAGACUCAGACAAUUGAAUAUCACAGGAGGAUCUGCCUGUGUUACAGAUUUCUACACCGCUAGACCACGCGUGAGUUUUGAUUCUUAGCGAAUCCGUGGUUAAUGGCGAACUGACAUCGUGGUACCUGCUUUUGAAGCCACCAUUGCAAAGCCGAACGAAUCCUCGUGAUAUUUGCCUAGCGACUCCGUUGCUCAUGGUCCGUACAUCCCUACAUCCCCUGGACACUGGAAUUCGUCCGUCUUACUAUAUUUUAGGGCUCAGAACCAAAAAAAUAUUUAGCACGUAUUAAUGAGCUUUUCCGUGGAUCGUGCCAAAGUCAAGCUUGCAGCGCUUGUUCCUACGCAGCAAAGCAUCCAGACGACCUCACAAUGGAUUAUGUUUCACUACCGGGAGGCUUCCACCAUUGUGGAUUUGUGGGUCAAGGAAAUUACGUCGCAGCCAAACAAAUUAACAUUAUUCUACUUGGCCAACGACAUUGUCCAAUUGAGCCGCAAAGACCCCAGAAACGCAGGUUUCACUGAGGGAUUCAAGAAAGUUCUCCCACAAGUGCUCCAGCAAAUUAAUCCAGGAGCAGAUAGACCCAAGUUCCUGAAAGUUCUCCAGGUCUGGAAAGAUAGAAAUAUCUAUCCCAGCGAUUACGUGAAUAAGCUAAUGAACCUGAUAGGACAGCAACCAGGACAGACCCUCGCACAGCAGAAAACUCAUCAGACGGAGCCUGCUGCAUACCAGAAAUGUCCUUCAGAACUGAUCGAGGCGGCUCUUCAGUAUGACCAUUUGAAACAGAUAUCCUCUGCCACAAGCACAAAGUUUGCCAGUCUCUCGGAAACAUACCAAAACACCUUAAAGGCAGAAAAUCUCCCUGAACCGCACAUCCUGGUCGGUCAACUAGAAGGGCUAGUGAAAGGCAGCGAAGCGUUAGAGGCCAGCAUUAAAAACCAGACAGAGUUGAGAGAAAAACUCAUCGCUAGUCUCGAAUCUCUAAUUCAGGUCCAGCGAGACUGGAUCAACCUCGAUCAGACGAAACUGGAGAAAUUGGAAUCGAUCAAGAAUUCUGCUCAGCAGCGCAAGACAGAAAUCGAGAACACCCUCAAUAACGACGAUGACGACGAGGAGCUUCCCACAUACAAAGGUGGCGAGGAAGAUGAAGACUUGCCUGGCUACAGCAAUGGGGAUGAGGUUCCUGGUUACAGUAACGGAGAUGAAGAAGCGCAGGACAACGACGUUCCCACCUACGAGACUCCUUCGGAUUUCAUCUCCAGUUUUACGGCCGAAAGCAAACGGUCCGCUCCACAGGACGGGGAAGAGCCUCCUGCCAAACGUCAGGAGAUUCCUGUCAAUGUAGAUCUUAAUGCUCUGCUGAGCAAAUUGCAAUAA